Messenger RNA from Lycium barbarum (goji berry), 783 nucleotides. Its product is annotated as glycine-rich cell wall structural protein 1.8-like. The transcript has a single exon. The coding region runs from base 118 to 570 and encodes 150 amino acids. NCBI's taxonomy places the organism in Eukaryota, Viridiplantae, Streptophyta, Magnoliopsida, Solanales, Solanaceae. The record is from RefSeq and is a predicted model, not a curated record.
AACUGCCAUCCACUUAUAACUAUCUUCUUUCUCACUCCCUUUCUUCAAUGCUUUUCCACCUUCCUUUCCCAUAAAUACUCUCAUUCUUCUCCUCUCUCCUCUCCUAAGCCAAAAAAAAUGAAGAAAAUCUCCAUAACUACCCUCACUCUCUUAGCUGUCUUGCUCAUCAUCACAGUCACUUCCACCUUUGCUACCAGACACAUCAACCCAAAAAACCACGGUGUCGAGAAAACGAAAAAAGCAGGCAGUGGCGGAGCCAGGAAUAAUGGAAACGACAACGGUGAGGGACCGUUUGGUGGCAUUUUUGGGCCUGGAGGAGUGUUUAACAUUCCUGGGCUUGGUGGAGCAUAUGGUAGUGGAUUUGGAGGCCCAAAAGGUGGAUAUGCAAAAGGUGGGGUCACAAGAUCUAGUGUUGUGUGCAAAGAAAAAGGCCCAUGUUUAGGGAAGAAGCUUAGGUGUCCAGCAAAGUGUUUUAGAUCAUUUUCUAGUGCUGGAAAAGGGUAUGGUUAUGGUGGUGGAUCUGGUGGAUGUACUAUGGAUUGCAAGAAGAAAUGUGUUGCUUAUUGUUAAAAGAAAAUGUUACAAUAAAAUGGGCAUGACCCUUAGCUAGUAAAGUGCUAAGAGUAUUACUACUACUUUUUAUUAUACUAAUAUUUGAUGACAGGCUCCUUUUUUAGCUUGUGUGUUUGUUUUUAUUUUGUGAUGACACAUGUCAUGUGGAAGACUUUGUUAUGCAGCUAAGUUCUGCAGUUAUAAUAGUAAUACUAGAAUUAAUGAUGAGAA